AACACAGCCUCUACAUUUUGUCUUUCACAUCACACGAAGCACCCUUCAACAUAACAUCGAUCUUUUCAGAGAAUCCGAUGUGAGGGUCCGUAGCCUCUUUCGGUUCUAUUGUAGUUACAGCCUGGUGAAUGGUGUUUGAGAGAGAGACGAAUAAUACAAGCCCUCGAAAAGAUAUGCCAAUGUCAAGAAACGGUGGAGGAAAUGACCACAUCAUCCUUUCUACAGGAGUCCAACUAUCCCCCAGCAACAGCGGACCAAUGUCUCCAAGCGUGGAAGAGAACCCGGUUAGAGCUAAUAAUAGCAAGAAAGUGGUGACGUACAAGGAAUGCCUCAAGAACCAUGCGGCAGCCAUUGGAGGAAACGCCACAGAUGGGUGCGGAGAGUUCAUGCCAAAUGGCGAAGAAGGCUCCAUUGAGGCGCUCAUGUGCUCAGCUUGCAACUGCCAUCGGAACUUCCAUCGAAAAGAGAUAAAAUGCGACUAUCCUUUUGAUUGUUACCACUCCUCGGUCGGGCGGAAACUCAUCUUGGAUCCUCACAGUUACAUUCUGGGAUCACCGCAAGGGUACCCUCCACCAGAUACCUUGAUUUCUACAAGGGUAGAACCACCUCAGCCAAUGAUAAUGUCCGACAAAGGAGGGUUAAUCCCAUCAGAAACAGAUGAGAAUGAUGAUGGAGGGCAAGCCGCAGCAAUGUCAAGUGGAAAGGUGAAGAAAAGAUUUAGGACCAAGUUCAGCCAAGUGCAAAAGGAAAAGAUGCUCGACUUUGCGGAGAAAGCUGGAUGGAGAACUCAAAAGCUGGAUGAGUCUGUUGUGCAGCAGUUUUGCCAAGAGAUCGGAAUCAAGAGGAGAGUCCUUAAGGUGUGGAUGCACAAUAAUAAACAAAGCUUGGCAAAGAAAGACAAUAUCUUUGCUAUUGGUUGA
Messenger RNA from Durio zibethinus, 920 nucleotides. The record is from RefSeq and is a predicted model, not a curated record. Lineage: Eukaryota; Viridiplantae; Streptophyta; Magnoliopsida; Malvales; Malvaceae.